AUGGAGCCAAAUGUAAAAUUAUGUGCUCAUGAAGGGAAAGAUUUGGAAGAUGCUACGAUGUACCGGCGGUUGGUAGGUAGCCUUAUCUAUUUAACUUUGACUAGAUUGGAUAUUUCUUUUGCAGUUGGUAUGAUAAGUCGCUACAAGCAAAAUCCAAAGAAACCCCAUUUGGAAGCAGCUCGGCGAAUCUUGAGAUACGUAAAGAGUACACUUGGCUAUGGUAUUAUGUAUAAGAAAGGCGGAGAUUGCAAGUUAGUUGGCUACUGCGAUGCCAAUUAUGCAGGUGACCAUGAUACACGACAUUCAACUACUGGAUAUGUUUUCAUGCUUGGGUAUGGAGCAAUUUCUUGGUGUAGCAAAAGACAACCGACAAUGUCUUUAUCAACAACAGAAGCAGAAUAUCGAGCAGCGGCGAUGGCAGCUCAAGAAAGCACUUGGCUUGUGUUAUUAUUGAAGGACUUGCAUCAAUCAAUAGCGUAUGACAUUCAUUUGUAUUGCGACAACCUGUCAGCCAUAAGAUUAGCAGAAAACUCAGUUUUUAACGUAAGAACUAAACAUGUGGAGGUGCACUAUCAUUUUAUUAGAGAGAAGGUCUUGCAAGAAGAAAUUCAGUUGGAGCAUGUUGGAACAGAAAGACAAGCUGCAGAUUUGUUUACAAAAGGCUUGGGCAGCAAUAAAUUUGAAAAUUUCUGCAAUCAACUUGGCAUGGUGAAAAGACCAGAAUCUGAUGUUGAGGGGGAGUAUUGA
Ricinus communis (castor bean) is the source of this 747-nucleotide messenger RNA. RefSeq names its product secreted RxLR effector protein 161-like. The record is from RefSeq and is a predicted model, not a curated record. Bases 1 to 747 code for a protein of 248 amino acids. The transcript has a single exon. Lineage: Eukaryota; Viridiplantae; Streptophyta; Magnoliopsida; Malpighiales; Euphorbiaceae.